AAUCGGUUUGGGGGGGGGGAGGGGAGAGGCACGUUUUGGGGGUUUCCGCGGGAUUUCCUGUCAUUCUCCUCUCACUUUGCAGCCGAGAGCUAAUGCACAUGCUUGGCUCCCAAAGACUGCCCGACUGGUCCCGCAUAGCCCUCCAAAGAGGCACGAGCUGCGGGCCCGGGACCCUCAGAGAGCCCGAGGGCUGUCUCGGCUACACGGAAACAGAACUGGAAAUUCUUAGCACUUAAAAAAUAGAGGUGUCCCCGGGCCCGCGGUGACCCACAGACAGUUCCUAGGCCCCGUGUCUAUCCCUGGUUAACUCCACCAGGUGGUGGAACACGACUGGCAAGGAGUCUACAACACGAGACUCGAUCCGCCACGCGAGUCCCACUAGCACGCAUUUAAGAGCAGUUAAAUCCGGAAGCUUCGGACCGCGCCGGAGACGGAAGACCCGCCCCUUCACGCUUCUUUUACUGCGGAGGAAGUCCCGGGAAGGGAAAAAUGGGCGUGACUCAAGGGGGCGGAGCUUACGGAAGCCGCACGGCCUCGUGUCCAUCUGCAGGGGGCGCCCCCUUCUCAGCUUCCGGAAGUAGCUGCGGCUCGAACGUCGGGGCGGAGCUGGGAUUCAGCCCUCAAGUGGAGGAGGCUCGAAGCCGGGAAGGGGCCCCUAACGGUGAUUGGCUUUUACUACCUUGAAACGAGCCAUCAGUGGGUGUUAUCACCUGUGGCACUACCUGCAUUCUGAGCACUCUGCCUGGCUCAGGCCUGGGAGUCUGGAGAAAUGGCAAAUGUACAGCCUGAAAGUAAAAAGAGGGACCUUCCUCCAUGGAUGACAGCCCAGGUAACUGAGAGGAAAUCAGUCCCAGUAUGGAAAUCAACUAAGAGGAGAAAAACCGUGGCACAGUCAGCAGAUAAAUCAUCAAGUCUUCCCCCUGUACGAACGGUGUACUUCAUGAAUGAAAGUGAAUUGGUGGACAUUGCUCUGGGUAUCUUGAUUGAGUGCGGUAAACAGGAAAAGCCUUUGGAGCACACAUUGCUGCUGGGAACUGAUAAGGCCCAAACCACACAGCCUGAAUCCUCCUGGGCUUCUGAGAGCAGUAGUGAUGGAGAGGAGGAGGUGAAUGAUACCCCUCAGACAAGUCCCUCAAGCAAGCAGGAGUAUUCAGCCUCUGGCCACAAAAAAAGUUCAGAAGAUGAAGAGGAUGAUGAUGCAUUAAAAUAUGUGAAGGAGAUAUUUUUCAGUUGAGAAGAUAAAUGAAUUCAGAGAAUAUUUUGCUUUGGGUAUAUUGGGAUGAUUCCUUGCCCUAGUUGCUAAGUUUGCCCAUCAGGGAAUGCAGUGCUACACCCUAUGUUUCCCCAUGCAUCCCUUUAGAUGAGGUCUCUCAAUCUCAGAGUUUUAGCCCUGGGCAGUGAAAUCAAGACAAUCCAAGUUGGUAAUAAAUUGAUGAUCUAGUAGUGAGUCAUUAAGUCUGUGGCCAGGAAAGACCUCACAGUUACUCUGCUUUCAGUAUUAAGCAUCUCAGGUCUGUGGUUACCUUAUCCUGAGGGUAAUCACAUACUGGGGGAAAAAGUCAAAUGUAUAUAAGACUAAUUAACAUGUAUUAGAGAAACAAUUUAUAAUGGACAGUGGGGAAGGAGACAGAUAUCUAUGUUGGUCAGUCCAUAUUUUAUUAUUUUCCCUGCAGGAAAACCCCUGAGUAUGGAUCAGACUCAGUUUAUGGCUUUUUUUCAACCGCAAAAGCAGCUAGUUAGAUGAGAGAAGUAGAAGGGGCCAGGUUAGGUGAUUUACUUCUCAGUUGGUGUUGCACAGUGACGUGACUUUGUGGAAAAAAAGGCAAAGACCUGCUUAAUUCUACCCUUGUAGGGAAUUACUUCAUUAUCACCAGGGAAAUUUUGAAAAAUGGGGAGAUUAUCCCAGCCUGUGCAAGCUAUCUUCCUAGAAGAAAGCAGAUAAUAAUCAAGCCUAUUUUUUGUGGGGAAAACUUGUCCCCCUUCACUGGAAAGGAGCUUGGAACCUAAAGCCAACUUUUGGUAAUUAGGGCUUCCUGGUGCAACUGAGGACUGAACAUUGGAAAAGAGAAGUGAAUGCCUGGACAACACUGAUCCUGUGGACAGUUUCAUGAUGAUGAAUACUUUUCAGAGAUGCACUGGAUUUUGUACUUGGUACACCUCAGUGCCCAGGGCAUUAUGUGUGAACCAUGCCUUGGGCAUCACCCACUGGGAGCCCCAAAACACCUGGAUGCUGAUACUAGCGAGGCUGAGCAAGCCAGAGCAGAGGAGCCCUCACCUGGCUAUAGGGAGAGACUGCUCUGGAAAAGGACAUGGGCAAUGUUUCCUGUUACUCAUAGAAAACAGCGCUGAAUUUGGAGUCAGAACCUAGUUUCAAAUUCUGUUCUACCACAAAGUAAUCUGCAUGACUAAGCAAGUCACUUCACCAUUGAAGUCUUCAGUUUUCUCAUUGUAAAUUGGGGGAUUUGACCAAAUGACCUCUGAUGUCCUUUUCAGCUCUCAUUUUAUGGUCCUUUACUAGAAAGUUGAUAAGAUUCCUUUCAUUUGAUGCUUUACCCUUGUGGCUGCACUGGUCUCUCAAAAACUAAUGGUUGCUUUGCAGUAGUACAUCCGGAAAAGAUAGUUAAAAAGUGAAGUGGUAGAAAAAAACUUCAAAAAAAAAACAAACUUUAAAUUUCCUUCCUGACAUAAUAUACAUCUCUCAAAAAUCAGAACAGAUUGAAAAAAGAUAAUGGGAGGUUGAAUUCGUUAAAGAAAACUAGUGAUUUGUAGAAAUAAUUUUGGUCAUUAAAAAAACCCAACUGAGUAUAUUUUCACUAAGACCAAGAGUUGACUUUUUCAGUUGUCAGUGACUUCAGGUCUUUCAGAAUCAGAGGGUAUAGCAGAAAGCAUCAGAUUUGGAGUCAGGUUUACCUCGAGUUCUUAUGUCCAGACUUGGCCACCUGUUAGCUUACAUGACCUCAAACAAGUGACUUUGCUUUUUUGAUGCUUAGUUUCCAGGUUUAUAAAAUGGGGACAAUGUAUGCCACUUACCUCAGGAUUUCUGCAAGGAAAGCAUUUUGUGAAUCAUUAAGAUCUAUAUAACUGAGUAAUUGCUGUUCUUAUUGUGAUGUGGCUGGUGUACUUUCUCCAGAGUUGCUAACCACACCCACUCUUAGUUUCAGCCAACAGACUUGAUGAUUUGCUAUGGCUAGAAAAUUUAUCACCUGCUGGCCAUCUCGAUAGGCUCUCUGUUGAUGAAUUUUUUUUGGACUUAGGCAAAGACAAUAGAGAGAAAAUCCAUUGGCUCCAUCACUGAGUCCUCUCUGAAAGUAUUUUUAGUUAGGUAGCAUCAUAGAUCUUGUCAUUCUGUGGUCUUCAAAAAUCCAUUGUCUCUAUACUGUGAUGAGAUAUUAGGGUAGGACUUUGGGAGAACAUAGGAUAAGGCUCCUGUAGUUUCAUUUUCUUAGAGAAUAUGGCUGACAAAACUUCCUCUUCCACCAUAGUUUGGCAUCUUCUCUCCACCUCAGAGAGAAUUGUCUAAUGUACUAAAUGAUUAAGUGGUUUGCCCUGAUGUCAAAUAGCCAGCAUGUAUCAGAAUUUGGAAAGCUGGACAUGAACUCUGGCCUCCCUAGCUCAAGGCCAUCUCCAUUUCUCACAUCAUGGAGUCAUAGUUGUUUUUCACUCAAGACUCCAUGGGGCCAGUGGGGAGGAAUAUUGGAGAUAUAUAACUAGGUGUGGCAGGUCAUCUGAGUCAGUGGCAAAUUGAAAGGGAGGAAGAUCACUUUAUGUUCCCUGCAGGGCCCAUUGAAAAGACCUUAUUAUAUAAGAAGCCAGCCUUAUUCUUUGCUGCUUCUGUGGCUCAAUGAUUAUCAACGUGAGUAAUAUUUCCAUGGAUACAAAUAGAAACUCAGAUAUGCCUUCUCAAUUGAUUCUAAUUCAAAUGAAAGAAAAUGAACCUUCCUCUGCUUACCUGAUACCAGAGCCCCAAAGACUAUUUAUGAUCCUUUUUGUGAAUCCUCAUUUUUGCUGUAGGAUUGGCCUUGAUGUUUUUCAUGAUCUUGAUGUUUAUAUUGCUUCUUGCAUGCAAAUAAUUAUUGCUUCUGUAUUUCCAUUAUCUAGAGGUGUGACUGGGUGAAAAUUCUUCUGCCUCCUCUCAUAUUUUAAUUCCCAUUUAUUUUAGCACUAUCUCUUCCUAGUUCCUACCCUCUGUUUUUUCCUUCCAGUGUGCUUUCUGUAAUUGAUAAUUUUUUAUUUAUAUCUUUAUAUAAAUAUAUUUCUAAUAUUUAUAUUUCUAUUGCUUCACUGAAAUUUCCUACUGUAGUCCCAUCUGUACCUACCUCCUUUCAGAGAGUCAUCCCCUGUAAUAAAGUGUAUAAAAAGAGAAAGAAAAAACCUGAAAUAUCAGAAAGUUGGACAUUAUAUAAAAUAUUAAAAUUUUAUAAUAUUCUCAGUAACUUUUUUAAAAAAUAAAUUUUCAUUGAUGCCUGUUGUCUUUAUAUAU
This is a messenger RNA of Antechinus flavipes (yellow-footed antechinus), 4480 nucleotides long. RefSeq names its product cell cycle regulator of NHEJ (gene CYREN). Gene Ontology annotation, biological process: double-strand break repair via nonhomologous end joining; negative regulation of double-strand break repair via nonhomologous end joining. The coding region runs from base 770 to 1234 and encodes 154 amino acids. Lineage: Eukaryota; Metazoa; Chordata; Mammalia; Dasyuromorphia; Dasyuridae. The transcript is spliced from 4 exons. The record is from RefSeq and is a predicted model, not a curated record. Gene Ontology annotation, cellular component: cytoplasm; nucleus.